This is a messenger RNA of Heterocephalus glaber (naked mole-rat), 3406 nucleotides long. RefSeq names its product lysyl-tRNA synthetase 1 (gene Kars1). Gene Ontology annotation, biological process: lysyl-tRNA aminoacylation; positive regulation of macrophage activation; diadenosine tetraphosphate biosynthetic process. Gene Ontology annotation, molecular function: ATP:ADP adenylyltransferase activity; lysine-tRNA ligase activity; tRNA binding. The record is from RefSeq and is a predicted model, not a curated record. Lineage: Eukaryota; Metazoa; Chordata; Mammalia; Rodentia; Bathyergidae. Gene Ontology annotation, cellular component: mitochondrion; cytoplasm; nucleus.
GCUUCGGCCUUAACCUGGAAGUGGCCGUGCUGCCCUCGUCGGUUUCAGAUCGGGCCCUGAGAAAGAUGGCUACGGUGCAAGGGGCUGAGGUGAAAGUGGACGACGAACCGAAACUAAGCAAAAAAGCUCCAAACAGGUCUUGCUUGUGUUUGACUCAGAGGUCGUGGUAAUCGUUAGCUCCCGGGUGUUCUGCCAUGCUGAUGCUAGCUGCUCUAAGGCUUGUUAGGGGGUCCCUGCGCCAAACCUGGGCAGAAUGGGGUCAAAGGGAACUUCGACUGGGUCAACUUGCUCCUUUCACAGCGCUUCACAAGGACAAGGCACUUUCUGAUAUAAGAAGUGAGCUAAAAAGACGCCUUAAAGCCGAGAAGAAAGUGGCAGAGAAGGAGGCCAAGCAGAAGGAGCUCAGUGAGAAACAACUAAGCCAACCUACUGCAGCUGCCACUAAUCACACCACUGACAAUGGUGUGGGUACCGAGGAAGAAACCCUGGACCCAAACCAAUACUACAAGAUCCGAAGUCAAGCAGUCCACCAGCUGAAGGUCAGUGGGGAGGAUCCAUACCCACACAAGUUCCACGUAGACAUCUCACUCACCCAGUUCAUCCAAGAAUACAGUCACCUGCAGCCUGGGGACCACCUGACCGACAUCACCUUAAAGGUGGCAGGUAGAAUCCAUGCCAAAAGAGCUUCUGGGGGGAAGCUCAUCUUCUAUGACCUUCGAGGAGAGGGAGUCAAGUUGCAAGUCAUGGCCAAUUCCAGGAAUUACAAAUCAGAGGAAGAAUUUAUUUGUAUCAACAACAAACUGCGUCGGGGAGACAUAAUCGGCGUUCAUGGGAAUCCUGGGAAAACCAAGAAGGGUGAGCUAAGCAUCAUUCCCUAUGAGAUCACACUGUUGUCUCCCUGCCUGCAUAUGUUACCUCAUCUGCACUUCGGCCUCAAAGACAAGGAAACCCGGUAUCGACAGAGAUACUUGGACCUGAUACUCAAUGACUUUGUGAGGCAGAAAUUUAUCAUCCGCUCUAAGAUCAUUACAUAUAUAAGAAGUUUCUUGGAUGAGCUGGGAUUUCUCGAGAUUGAAACUCCCAUGAUGAACAUCAUCCCAGGGGGAGCUGUGGCCAAGCCUUUCAUCACGUACCACAACGAGCUGGAUAUGAACUUAUACAUGAGAAUUGCUCCAGAACUCUACCAUAAGAUGCUGGUGGUGGGUGGCAUUGACCGGGUUUAUGAAAUUGGACGCCAGUUCCGGAAUGAAGGAAUUGAUUUGACCCACAAUCCUGAGUUCACCACCUGUGAGUUCUACAUGGCCUAUGCAGACUAUCAUGAUCUUAUGGAAAUAACAGAGAAGUUGAUUUCAGGAAUGGUGAAGAACAUUACAGGCAGUUACAAGGUCACCUACCACCCAGAUGGUCCAGAGGGCCAAGCCUAUGAGAUUGACUUCACCCCACCCUUCCGGAGAAUCGGAAUGGUGGAAGAGCUGGAGAAAGCCCUAGGGGUGAAGCUGCCUGAAACCAACCUCUUUGAAACUGAAGAAACUCGAAAAAUUCUUGAUGAUAUCUGUGUAGCAAAAGCUGUUGAAUGCCCUCCGCCUCGGACCACUGCCAGGCUCCUUGAUAAGCUUGUUGGAGAGUUCUUGGAAGUGGCAUGCAUCAAUCCUACAUUCAUCUGCGAUCACCCACAGAUAAUGAGCCCGUUAGCUAAAUGGCACCGCUCCAAAGAGGGUCUGACUGAGCGCUUUGAGCUCUUUGUCAUGAAGAAGGAGGUAUGCAAUGCCUACACUGAGCUGAAUGACCCCAUGCGGCAGCGGCAGCUGUUUGAAGAACAGGCCAAGGCCAAGGCUGCUGGUGACGAUGAGGCCAUGUUCAUAGACGAAAACUUCUGCACUGCUCUGGAGUAUGGGCUGCCUCCCACUGCUGGCUGGGGCAUGGGCAUUGACCGCAUCACCAUGUUUCUUACAGACUCUAAUAACAUCAAGGAAGUGCUCCUGUUUCCUGCCAUGAAGCCAGAAGACAAGAAAGAGACUGUAGCAAGCAUUGACACAAUGGAAAGCACAGUGGUUGGCACUUCCGUCUAGAAAGUAAUUCCAACUCGUAUACCUCAGGCAUCUGCAUUUCUGCAAAAAGGUCAAGUCUCGGAGAAAUUCUUGUGUGCAGUCAUCCAUUUGACCACCACAGAUCAGUUCAGCCACCAGAAUUGAGAAUAGGAAUUAAAAAUUUCUUUUUACUACUUGCUAACAAAUAAACCAUUUGUCUCUUUACCUUAGGAAUGUCAACCUUUUCCCCCAGACUGCUGGCCUAAUGAAUAUUUAGGGUUUUACCAUCUUAUUCCUUCAACAAAUUGAUAUUAAUGUCUGAUCAGUGCUAGGUAUUGUUCUAAGGAAUCAGACACUGCAGUGGACAAAAGCAAAAUCUCUGUCUUUGUGGAAUUUACAUUCUUUCUUUGGGGUGGGGAGAGACACAAGAAACAAACAAGUAAAUACAUACCCUGGAGGUGGCACACACUAAGAAGGAAAAUAGAGUAGGGUAAAGAGACAGAGGUGCUACUCUAGCAGUGCAGGUGGCAGUGCCAUUUUAAAUACAGCUAUAGAGAAGACAGAUCUCUGCUACAUAACAUUCAAUUAGGGAUCUGGAGACAGUGAGCCCAGCCCAUGUGUGCGAAAGGGCUGUGACUAAAGGACCACAUUUUUGAGCAGCAGAGGAUCUGCUCAAGAGGAGUGGCUGAAGGUCAGUGGGGCCAGAUCACACAAGCUCCUGGUAGUCACACAAGAUUUGUUACAAGUCACAUGGGAAGCUGUUGGAGGUGGAGUGGUGGAGUGCUCUUAAAGGAUGAUUCUCAUCCGUGAAAGGUAACCUUGACCAGGGAAACCAGAUGGGCUGGGAGGACAUGGUGACUUGGACUUGGGUGGCGGGAAUGGAGAUGGUUCCUAAGUUCCUGAGGGUAACAGAAUUUGCUAAUGGCAUAUGACCUGAGAGAGAAGUCAAAAAUGAUUUAAAGGUUUUUGACCCCCCCCCAAGAAAAACUGGUAGAGUUGUCAUUCACUGAGGAGAAAAACUAAGGAAGUAUGUGUUUGAAGGGAAAGGCUGAGUUUGAUUUUGGACAUGCAGUAUUGUUUGUCGCACCUGUUAGGCAUCUAGGUAGAUAUCACCAGGAUGUUCAAUGAGAGUUUGAAGUUUUCUCAUUUUUAUUUUAUUUAUUUUUAUUUUUUUUGCGGUACCAGGGAUCAAACUCAGGACCUCAGGACCUUGAACCUUCGAAGCAGACGGGUACCACUGAGCUAAAUCCCCAGCCCUCAUUAUUUUUAGCUCAACAGGGCAAAGAAUGAAAUAGGUGUGGCUGAGAGUUUGUGGUUACAAUGGAUCCCCUUUUCCCUGGCACAGGGAAGCAACUGGGAAUAAAUACUGAGUCGUUCAA